Messenger RNA from Colletotrichum karsti, 1776 nucleotides. RefSeq names its product fungal trichothecene efflux pump. The transcript is spliced from 2 exons. Gene Ontology annotation, molecular function: transmembrane transporter activity. NCBI's taxonomy places the organism in Eukaryota, Fungi, Ascomycota, Sordariomycetes, Glomerellales, Glomerellaceae. The record is from RefSeq and is a predicted model, not a curated record. Bases 1 to 1776 code for a protein of 591 amino acids. Gene Ontology annotation, biological process: transmembrane transport.
AUGGAGAGCCCCGUGAUGAAGAAGCCUCAUGACGAGGAGAACGUCCAUGUCACCGAACACGGCCUCUCUUCGUCCUCCAUGGACUCUGACAGCGUCGUCCACUUCGAGAUCGACCAAGAUGCUCUGCCGAAGGGAUACUUCCGCAGCAAGUUCUUCGUCGGUUCCAUGCUGGGUAUCAGUCUGGGUCUGAUGGCCGGAACCGCGGGUUUCGCUUUCGCCGCCCCUAUCCUGACCCUCAUCAACGCGGACAUUGGCCCGGACCCGAACAUCGUCUGGGUGGCCCUCGUCUACACCCUCACCUCGGCGGUCUGCAUCACCGUCAUCGGCCGCGUGACCGACAUCUUCGGCCGCCGGCCCGUCUUCAUCGGCGGCGCCGCCCUCGGCGUCAUCGGCAGCAUCGUCGCCGCCACCGCGACCAACGUCAACGCCCUCAUCGCCGGCUCCACCAUCAUCGGCGUCGCCGCCUCCACCCAGCUCUCCUUCUACUACGUCAUCGGCGAGCUCGUCCCCAUGCAGUACCGCCUCGCCAGCUGCGCCGUCUGCUACGUCUUCUGCAUCCCGGCCUCCGGCUUCGCGCCCCUCAUCUCCCAGGCCUUCGUCCAGUACCACCCGGCCACCGGCUGGCGCGGCGGCUACUACAUCCUCACCGGCAUCAACGCCGCCUCCCUCCUCUGCUGGGUCCUCUUCUACCACCCGCCUACCUUCCGCAUGAAGCACGGCGCCGAGGCAAGCAUGUGGUCCUACGUCAAGCGCUUCGACUACGUCGGCGCGGUGCUCUACACCGGCGGCAUCCUCGUCCUCAUGAUGGGCCUGAACUGGGGCGGCGUCGUCUACGCCUGGUCCUCGCCGGCCGUCAUCGCCACCGUCGUCGUCGGCGUCGCCGCCGUCGCGGCCUUUGCCGUCUGGGAAUCCUUCGCCGACCUCUCCGAGCCCUUCGUGCCCAUGCGCUACUUCCGCAACCUCGGCUGGGUCGCCUGCGCCGUUCUCUCCGGCCUCGCGGCGGGCGUCUACUACUGCUUCGCCCUGGUCUGGCCGCAGAUGGUCGGGCUCCUCUACUCCGACCCGGAGAACCCGUUCUUCGGGCCUCUGCUGUCUUGCUUCGUCGCCCUCUUCUUCCUCGUCGGCGACGUCGUCGGUGGGUUUGCCGGCAAGUACAUCGGCCACCUGAAGUGGCAGUGCGUGAUCACGACGCUGCUCGGCGGCGUCUGCUUCGCCGCCAUGGCGACCUGCGGCCCGGACACCGUCACGCGCGCGGCCGUGCUGGUGUCGUUCGGUGUCUUCUUCAACGGCUGGGUCGAGGGGUGCAGCAUCACCGUGACCACGCUCGCAGCGCCGGAUCAGGGGAACCUGGGCGGUGCGAGCGGUAUGGCGGGUAGCAUCCGGUUCCUGAUCAGCGCGAUCGCGGCGUCGAUCUACAGCGCCAUCCUGAGCAACCGCCUCGCCGAGACGAUCCCGGCCAUGGUCCCCGCGGCCGUUGUUGCCGAGGGGCUUCCGGAGUCCAGCGUCCCGGACUUCGUUGCGGGCUUCACGAGCGGAACGUUUGAGGGUGUGGCUGGGCUGACGGACACGAUCCUGGCGGUGGGCACGAGGGCGUACAAGGAGGCCAACUCCGAUGCGUUCAGGACCAUCUUCUAUGCCAAUAUCGGGUUCUCUGUUGUUGCUCUGAUCUGCGCUCUCUGUCUCCCCGACGUGGACAAGUUCCUGACGUCCAAGGUCGCCACGACCCUGCACCAGGGCAGAGAUGAGAAGAAGAUCGCGGGAGAGAAGGAUACUUAA